AUGGCGACCUAUGUGCCAAAGAAUCAUGCUUCCAUCACCAGUGCCGGCGGUACGCCCCUCGAAGAACAGGAUAAUCGGCGUCUUCAGCAAAUGGGAAAGAAACCAGUUCUUAAGCGAAAUUUCGGCAUUGUCUCGAUCUUUGGUUUCAGCUGCACUCUUCUGGGUACGUGGGAAGGUCUGCUUGGUACCUUCAUUAGGCCUCUACAGAAUGGCGGACCUGGUGGGACUGUCUAUGCCUUCAUUUUUGCGUGGGUGGGCACCGCAGCUAUUUUUGUGGUUCUGUCGGAAUUGACUUCGAUGGCACCCACUGCCGGAGGGCAAUAUCACUGGGCUGCCAUGCUUGCCCCCAUCAGAUAUCAGAAGUUCCUCAGCUAUAUCUCAGGUUGGUGGGCUGUUCUUGGUUGGCAGACUGCCCUUGCAUCGUGUGCCUUUAUGACCGGAACAAUGAUCCAGGGCGCUGCGAUCCUGGGAAACAGUCUCUAUAAAUCAUUAUCUUGGCAAGGCACUUUGAUUGUUUGGGCUACACUAUUAUGCGCAUUGCUUGUGAACCUGUUGGGCGGGAAGCUCCUGCCUCGCAUUGAGUCUGUCCUUUUGGUCGUGCAUAUCCUUGGAUUUUUCAGCAUUAUGAUCCCAUUAACCUGCCUGUCGGACCAUAAGCCAAAGGAAGAAGUGUUUUUACGAUUUUUGAAUAGCGGGGGAUUCAGCACACAGGGAUUAUCUUGGUUCGUCGGGAUGACUAGCUGUGCUUUUGGCUUCGCUGGAGGUGAUGCCGCUGUCCAUAUGUCCGAAGAAGUCGCAAAUGCAUCACGCAUUAUCCCGCACGCGUUAAUACUUAGUAUUGUACUGAAUGGUUGUCUCGGCUUCGGUAUGCUGAUUGCCGUUCUCUUUUGUGCUGGCGACCUUGAAGAUGCGUUGAACUCUCCCACUGGGUACCCUUUUAUGGAAAUAUUCUAUAAGGCUACUCGUUCUCUGCCUGGCUCACUAUUCAUGUGCUCCAUUCUAAUCAUCAUAUACUGCUGCUCUCUUAUGGGUCUGCUAGCGGCGGCAUCUCGUCAGCUUUGGUCCUUUUCUCGAGACAGAGGAGUUCCGGGUUGGCGUUGGUGGAGUCAGGUUUCCUCGUUCCAGGAGCUACCUGUCCAGUCUAUUAUACUUACAGUCGUCGUCAGUGCGAUGUUAGCUCUCAUUAAUAUUGGUUCUUCUGUUGCCCUAGAUGCCAUUGUGUCAAUGGCAGUAUCUGCCUUGUACCUUUCCUAUCUCAUGGUUUCAAUCCUCCUCCUCUACCGGCGUGUCAGGGGUGAUAUUUCAUUAUAUAAUCAUAGUGGUGACGACGUUGUCAAUGUGCCCGGUGCGAAGCUUGCCUGGGGACCAUUCCAAUGCCAGGGUGUCUGGGGUAUCGCGAUUAACGCGUUCGCAGUCGUGUACAUUAUGAUUGUCGUCUUUUUCAGUUUUUGGCCCUCUGAGAUGCACCCGAGCGUCGAAAGUAUGAACUGGAGCGUGCUCGGUACAGGGGGAAGCAGCUUUCUUGCCAUUGGAUACUACUUUGCACGUGCCAGACACAUCUAUACUGGGCCUAUCAGGGAGCUUUAA
Messenger RNA from Aspergillus caelatus, 1587 nucleotides. Its product is annotated as putative amino acid permease. The transcript is spliced from 8 exons. Gene Ontology annotation, molecular function: transmembrane transporter activity. Gene Ontology annotation, biological process: transmembrane transport. Bases 1 to 1587 code for a protein of 528 amino acids. Lineage: Eukaryota; Fungi; Ascomycota; Eurotiomycetes; Eurotiales; Aspergillaceae. The record is from RefSeq and is a predicted model, not a curated record. Gene Ontology annotation, cellular component: membrane.